Molecule: messenger RNA, 4698 nt
Organism: Bombina bombina (fire-bellied toad)
Lineage: Eukaryota; Metazoa; Chordata; Amphibia; Anura; Bombinatoridae
Gene: DISP3
Product: dispatched RND transporter family member 3
Exons: 20
Coding region: 1-4011 (1336 amino acids)
Cellular component (GO): membrane
Source: RefSeq, a predicted model, not a curated record
AUGGAUACGGAUGAUCCUCUGUUACAAGAUGCCUGGCUUGAUGAAGAAGAAGAUGAAGUGACUUUCCGUUCCCCUGUGUGCACUACCUGCCAUUGGACGGCUAAACCUUUGAAAGAAGGCAUACCGUCAUGUGGAUUUUGGAACAUAGUAGGUUGGAUUUUCACAAACUCUUAUUGUGCUUUCUUUCUACUGACAUUAGGCUGUUUGGUGCCUGUGGUCCUCUCAGUUAUCAUGUUUAUAUAUUAUCCAACUCUUGAUAUUGACAUUUCCUAUAAUGCUUUUGAAAUCCGGGAUCAUGAAUCUUCACAGAGAUUUGAUGCCCUUACUCUUGCUUUGAAAUCCCAGUUUGGCACUUGGGGUCGGAACAGAAGAGAUGUAGCAGACUUUACAUCUGGGACCUUGCAAAGAUUAAUCUUUGAACAGCUGCAGCAGCUCCACCUAAAUGCCUCAGAGCAAGGCAGUGCCUUGAGAGUAAAACGCAAUGCUGAGUGGCAAAACACAACUGAAAGGACUACCAACUUUACAGCCACUGAGUCUUCAAAAAGUUGGAGCUCUGCAGUCAAUCAAUCCCGUCACCCACGUGGAACCUCGAGAAAGGAGUUUCCAGGUGCUUAUGUGACCCCUAACACUCAGAGCCAUGCUCACUGGCGUAUUGAACUUAUAUUUCUAGCUAGAGGCGACGCAGAAAAUAAUAUUUUUACAAAAGAACGCUUGAUGACAAUUCACAGGAUUGAAAGGAAAGUCAUGGAUCAUCCUCGCUUUCGAGAGUUUUGUUGGAAACCUCAUGAGGUUGUAAAGGAUCUCCCACUGGGUCCAUACUCUUAUUGUUCACCUCCAAGCUCACUUCUAACUUACUUUUUCCCCACGGAGAGAGGAGGGAAGAUUUACUAUGAUGGAAUGGGGCAGGACUUGGCUGAUGUUCAUGGUUCUCUAAAGCUUGCAAUGACACACACAGAAUUUUACUGGUAUGUUGAUGAGGGUCUCACAACUGAAAAUCUGAAAAGUUCUCUGCUCCGCAGCGAGAUUUUGUUUGGGGCUCCUCUGCCUAAUUAUUACUCAGUAGAAGAUCGAUGGGAGGAGCAGCACAGGAAGUUCCAAAAUUUUGUGACAUCCUAUGUUAGUAUCCUGUCAAAAGAAUCCACCAGUAAAGUGCAAGUUCUCUACGGUGGGACAGAUCUGUUUGACUAUGAAGUACGGACCACGUUCAACAAUGACAUGUUGUUAGCCUUCAUUAGUAGCAGCUGUAUUGCUGUCCUGGUUUACAUUCUCACCUCCUGCUCAGUGUUCCUGUCCUUUUUUGGGAUCGCCAGCAUCGGACUGAGCUGCCUUGUGGCCCUUUUUUUAUAUCACGUGGCCUUUGGGAUACAAUACCUUGGGAUCCUCAAUGGAGUAGCUGCAUUUGUAAUAGUCGGCAUUGGAGUCGAUGAUGUGUUUGUUUUUAUAAACACGUACCGGCAGGCUGAUCAGUUCCGAGACCCUCAACUCCGUAUGAUUCAUACUGUGCAAACUGCUGGGAAAGCAACGUUUUUCACCUCAUUAACCACUGCAUCAGCUUAUGCUGCAAAUAUAUUUUCUCAGAUUCCAGCAGUUCACGACUUUGGUUUGUUUAUGUCACUGAUUGUCUCGUGCUGCUGGGUGGCUGUUUUAUUUAUCAUGCCUGCUGCACUGGGAAUUUGGAGCACAUAUAUUUCGCCUCUGGAGAACGCCUGCCAUACCAGCUGCAGUGAACACUGCCUGAAAAAUAACACACUGAAUGUAUAUGAGGACUUGCUCCUGGCUCAGGAUAUGUCAUCCCGGCCAAUCCAAGGAACUGUUCAGUAUUUAGACGAUGAUAUCCCCCUCCUGACAGUGGAAGACGACCCUGUUACCUUGGAGUAUGGUGAUGUGCCCCUUGUCUCAGUCCAGCCUGAUACAUUAGAACCAAAGACCGAAAGAGACCGUUGUGAUCAGGUGAUCAGAUGGCUGCAGACUCUUUUGCAUCAUUGUGUGUUGUGGACAACGGUGAAGGGCAGACACAUUACUGUAGGAGUUUUUGUGGUGGUCCUUGUCCUCUCUAUAGCAUUUGCUGCUCGUCUACGUCCAGCCAGCAGAGCCCCUGUGCUCUUUAGACCAGAAACCAAUAUUCAGCUGCUUUUGGAUCUUAAAUACAACCUGAGCGCAGAAGGAAUAUCCUGUGUUACAUGCUCAGGCUUAUUUCAGGAGAAGCCUCGUAGCCUUCAGAACAACAUCCGGACCUCAUCAGAGAAGAAGAAAAGAGGUUCUCUAUCCCAGUGGAAUGCCAGAACUGCUACCUCUGACCCCGCACAUCAGGAUUUACAAAGAACAGUAUAUGUUACAAGAUGCAAAUGGGAAGAUCGUAUUACAAUCUACAGACUGUCCUUUAACUCAACUGCACCAGCACCAUGGCAGCCGACCAUUCCUGGGGAGGAUGAAGUCUCCACAUUUCAGGUUUAUAAGGUUCCAUUCGGUAACUUCACCAGGAAGCUGACAGCUUGUAUGUCCACCAUAGGGCUUCCCACUGAAAUCUGCCCCAACAAGUGGAUGAUAACAUCUUCAUCAUGCGACAAUAGGAGAGGCUGGAAAUUCGACUUUAGUUUUUAUGCUGCAGAUAAAGAGCAACACUUCACAAGAAAAUUGUAUUUUUCUUUAAUGCACAAGAACCCAUCUCACGGCCGUGUCUGUAGCUCAGCCUCUGGAUGUCUCUUUGGCUCUGGACCUGAUGGACCUAACAAAGGCUACUUUUAUGUACCUAGUGAAAAAGGGGCUCCAAGAAAGUCUUCACCAACCCUAGGUUUUAAUCCCUGUUUAAACACCGCCUGUGGGAAGCCUGCAGUCCGCCCUCUUGUAGACACAGGAGCAAUGGUAUUCCUUGUUUUUGGAAUAAAGGGAAUUAAUCGCACAAGGGUCCCAGAUAACCACGUCCUAGGAGAUAUGGGCAGGGUGAUCUAUGAUGACAAGUUUGACCUCUUUAAAGAGAUUGGCAAUCUGUGUCGGCUGUGUAAGAUCAUUGCCAGUAAUUCUGAUCUGGUGAAACCAGGUGGAGCCCAGUGCCUACCGUCAGGUUACAGCAUAUCCACCUUCCUUCAGAUGUUACACCCUGAGUGCAAGAAUGUUCCAGAGCCAAACCUUCUCCCUGGACAAUUGUCCCAUGGUGCCGUGGGUGUGAAAGAUGGAAAGGUUCAAUGGAUCUCAAUGGCAUUUGAAUCGACAACCUACAAGGGCAAAUCUUCCUUCCAGACCUACAAAGACUACUUAAAAUGGGAUUUGUUCCUCCAGCAACAGCUGCUCCUUCUCCCUGCAGACUCUGCUUUGAAACGAGGGUUCCAGACAUGCGAGCACUGGAAGCAAAUCUUCAUGGAGAUCAUAGGGGUGCAGAGUGCCUUGUACGGACUUGUUCUGUCUCUGGUUAUCUGUGUAGCGGCAGUGGCACUCUUUACUUCUCACAUCCUGCUUUUGCUGCCAGUGCUGCUCACCAUAUUAGGAGUUGUCUGCCUGGUGGUCAUGAUCAUGUAUUGCCUGGGAUGGGAAAUGGGUGCCGUUGAGGCUAUUUCUCUGUCUAUCCUGGUUGGUUCAUCUGUAGACUACUGUGUACAUUUGGUGGAAGGUUAUCUUAUCGCAGGCGAGAAUCUUCCUCUGCACAUUAAAGAGAAUCCAGCGGGCUGCCGUCAGUGGAGAGCAUCAGAAGCCAUCCGUCAUGUUGGUGUCGCCAUUGUAUCCAGUGCAGUGACCACCGUCAUCGCCACCAUCCCUCUCUUCUUUUGCAUCAUAGCUCCUUUUGCAAAAUUUGGAAAAAUUGUUGCUCUUAAUACCGGCAUCUCCAUCUUGUACACGUUGACAGUCAGCACAGCGCUGCUCAGCAUUAUGGGACCCUGCACCUUCGUCAGGAGUAGGACUUCGUUUCUUAAAGCCACCCUGGGCAUUUUCCUCUGUGCUACUGGAGGCUUCUGUGUUUACAUUGUACUGCUUAAAACUGGGUUGAACAUCCCUAUCCUUAAUGGGACUCCUCCAUAAUGCAAACCUUUUUAUACAUAUUUUUUGUAUACAUCAUUUUUUUUGAAGGGCAGUUACUGUAGAGUGUGAGGAAGAGCAUUUGCUCUGUUUCUUUUGUUUUAGUACAGAUGCACUUUAUUUUUUUGUCUAAGUGAUGCACAUGACAGCAGAUAUGGUGCCAGCACAUGCGCCCGUUCAUCACAGAACUAUGGGUACCUUUGUAUUGCUGGAACACUCACAGCAGCACUAAUUUCAAUACUGUUUUAUACGGUUUUACAUUUGCGCAGACAUUAUAGGCACAACAGACGUGGCCUUAUUCACCAUACAUGGUGCAGAGACCAAUAGACUGAUAGAAGUCACCAAUGUUGUUGUUGGACAAAAAAAUAUACGUUUGUUUAUUAAUAUGCAUCACCGGAUUAUUUUGUCUCACUUACCAGAAGGUGAGGUUUGGUUUUAAACCCCUUAAGCACAAUUUGGUCAUUUAUAUUAAUAGAUACAUGGUAUUUAAGGACAGUGUUGAUAUAAAUACAUAUCUAGAGGGUCAAAGACUGAGAUGUUAAUGAGAUUUGGGCUAAUGUAUAUAUGAUAGCUAAGGCCUUAUACAUGUGCAGGCAGUCAACUGGCUCUGUGUCAGGCUUUAUGGCUGUAUACAUGUCUCAAUAGCACCCUGAUCUUAUACACAAACUCACAUAUUUACACACAUAUACA